This is a messenger RNA of Lathyrus oleraceus (garden pea), 468 nucleotides long. RefSeq lists its product as uncharacterized. The record is from RefSeq and is a predicted model, not a curated record. Lineage: Eukaryota; Viridiplantae; Streptophyta; Magnoliopsida; Fabales; Fabaceae. The transcript has a single exon. The coding region runs from base 1 to 468 and encodes 155 amino acids.
AUGGAUCUUGACCUUGCAUUAUUGGCAGAGCAACCAACUUUUGUUAUGGAAUCUAGUACCUCUGAACAGAGGAAAGAUUAUGAGAAAAGGGAUCACUCCAAUCGCAUGAGUCUCGUGAUCAUUAAGUGCGACGUUCCCGUGGUCUUUAGGGGUACUAUAUCGAAAGAUAUAACAAAUGUCAAAAAAAUUCUUAUUGAGAUUGAAAAGCGUUUCAAGAAAAGAAAUAAGGCAAAAACAAGUAGUCUUCUUCGGAACUUGAUUUCCAUGAAUUGUCAAGGCAAAGGAAAUAUAAUGGAAUACAUUAUGGAAAUGUCAAAGAUUAUUUCAAAACUUAAGGCACUAAAGCUUGAGAUGUCUGAAGGCUUGCUCAUUCAUUUAGUAUUACUUUAUCUUCCUUUACAAUUCAGCCAGUUUAAGAUAUCUUAUAACUGUCAAAAGGAGAAACGAUCUCUUAAUGAGCUCAUUUAA